Molecule: messenger RNA, 1026 nt
Organism: Exophiala aquamarina CBS 119918
Lineage: Eukaryota; Fungi; Ascomycota; Eurotiomycetes; Chaetothyriales; Herpotrichiellaceae
Exons: 3
Coding region: 1-1026 (341 amino acids)
Source: RefSeq, a predicted model, not a curated record
AUGAGCCAGGUCCAAACAGAUCUCCUACCCCAUGACAAUGCGGUAGGAGAAAUAUACAAAGUGAACAUCUCGUUCAUCGCCGUGACGACCUUGAUUAUUGGACUGCGGUUAGUAGUCCGAGGAUUUGUCGUCAAGCAUGUUGCUGCUGAUGACUACCUUAUGGUGGCCGCUGGGUUAUUUUCCACGGCUUUUUCUACCAUGACUAUUGUUGGGAUCAGAUACGGUCUCGGAAAACAUAUUUAUGAUCUACCGCAGGACGCCCAUUUGCUUGAGAGAACCAAGAGAGUGAUCCAAACACUAUGGACCUGUCAGAUCAUGUACGCCACAGCACUCAUGCUGGUCAAAAUAUCCAUUGUAGUAUCAUAUCUGCGAGUCUUCCCGACAGUGCUUUUCCGUCGCACCAUGUACGCUCUUAGUGCUGCCAUCGUUGCGGUGUGGAUCUGCAGUAUCCUCGUCACCAUAUUCCAGUGCAACCCUGUACGAGCAGCAUGGGACUUUACCCUGUCCAGGAAUUGUUUACCCAUCGUCAAGUUCUUCUACUUUACAACGGCUUUCUCAAUCUUCACAGAUUUCUUGCUAUGCACACUACCCCUUCCAGUCUUCUGGAAAUUGAAGCUCCCGGCCAGGCAGAAGUCUAUUGUGUCAGUUCUAUUCGGAGUUGGGCUCUUCGCUACAGUCGCAUCAGCUCUUAGGAUUAGUGUGAUCCCGGCAGUUGAUGAUCUCGAUGUCACAAUGGGAUCAGUAUCCACCAUUAAAUGGUCGGUUGUGGAGGUGGGAACCGGUAUUAUCUGUGCCUGCAUACCAACCUUGAAGCCUCUGUUCAAAAACCUUCUCCCAGACAAGAACUCAUCUCACAACCGAUCUGGCGGUGGACGAUCUGAUAGAACUGGACCAUAUACACCAAAGAUCGCCCAGAGCGAAGAGAGCCACGAGCUCACCAAACCUACAGAAGGGUGGACAUCCUGGAGUCGGCAAGAUUCAAGGCUCAAGGCAGCUCCUGUGGUCGUUACAAAGAAUUUCAUCUGA